Messenger RNA from Fulvia fulva, 3594 nucleotides. RefSeq names its product Pre-mRNA-splicing factor ATP-dependent RNA helicase prp22. Gene Ontology annotation, cellular component: catalytic step 2 spliceosome; intracellular anatomical structure. Bases 1 to 3594 code for a protein of 1197 amino acids. The record is from RefSeq and is a predicted model, not a curated record. Lineage: Eukaryota; Fungi; Ascomycota; Dothideomycetes; Mycosphaerellales; Mycosphaerellaceae. Gene Ontology annotation, molecular function: ATP binding; RNA binding. The transcript has a single exon. Gene Ontology annotation, biological process: spliceosomal complex disassembly.
AUGCAUGACCUAGAACAGCUCGAGCUGCUCUCGCUGGUGAGCAAAAUCACCAGCGAAAUCAGCCAGCACAUGGGCAUGAGCGACAAAACCAUCGCCGAGUUCAUCAUCGCCGAGCACGAGAAUUGCGCCAGCGUCGAUGACUUCGCGAAGAAGCUGGGGGACUUUGAUUUCUCACCAUCUCUGGCCGAGAACAUCGAUCGCCUCAUCCGGACUAUGCAUCCGAAGUACAAGGGACGUGGUGGAGGCAAGGACAUCAUGGACGAGCUGGAAGCGCUUGCGCCGAAGGACAGUAAGAAGGACAAGUUCCGUGGUCUCGCGAUUCCGGACAAGGAGAUCGAAGAGGAUGCGCUGGAUGAUACGUUUGCGCUGCUGGAGGGCAUGGCUGGUGGGCCCAAGAAGGAAACGAAUGGGCGCAAGAGGAUCAUUGAUGCGGAACGGCCUGUGGAGAGCGAGGCGCCUAGGAAACGCACGAGACGAUCACGAUCGAGAUCGAGGAGUCCCAAAAGGAACGACGACUACGUCUUUGAGGACGAAUUUGGACGAACGCGAACGCAUCGACCUUCAGAACGCAAGAGGAGGGAGGAUCGAGACAGGUCCCCGCGCCGAGAGGAGAGAUCACAUAAGAGGAAGCGUCGGAGGGACUCGUUUGAUCGAAAACCCGAACCCGAGCUGGACGACGAGCCUGUACUGCACAAAGUCUACGAUGGCUGGGUCACUGGCGUGAAAGACUUUGGAGUGUUUGUGCAGCUUCGGGGUGUGAAGGGGAAGCAGGAUGGCUUGGUCCAUGUCUCUGCGAUGGCGCAUCACAAAGUCAAUCAUCCGAGUGAUCUUGUCAGUAGAGGGCAAGAAGUGAAGGUGAAGAUUAUGAAAGUGCAGGACAAGCGCAUAAGUCUGAGCAUGUCAGAAGUGGAUCAGGUCUCCGGGCAGGAUCUCAAUGCUGGGCGCGGAUUAGCAGGGACGGGGGCGAAUGCUAUGGCUCUGAAUGGCAACGGUCUAGAAGCUGAGCUGAAGACUGUUGUGCCUGUAAUAGAGGGCAAGGGGACUGGCAGGAAACACCGGAAACGCAUGACCAGUCCGGAAAGGUGGGAGAUUCGGCAGUUGAUAGCAUCCGGUGUGAUCAAGGCCGCCGACUUCCCCGACCUGGACGAGGACUACAACGCCACGAUCAAUGGCGAGCAGAUCGAGGAAGAGGAGAACGUGGAUAUCGAGGUCAAAGACGACGAGCCGCCAUUCUUGGCUGGUCAGACGAAGCAGUCCCUAGAACUCUCGCCGAUACGUGUCAUCAAGGCUCCUGAUGGCAGCAUGAACCGAGCAGCGAUGCAGGGUGACGUGCUUGCGAAGGAACGAAGAGAUCUGAAGCAACAGGAGGCACAGGACAAAGCUAAGCAGGAGGCUGCGAAGACAGAUCUGAAUCAGGAAUGGAACGACCCCAUGGUGAACCCAAGUGAACGAAGAUUCGCGAGUGACUUGAGGCAACCGAAGCAGGGCAGUGGUGCCUCGCAAGAAGUGCCAGAGUGGAAGAAAAUCGCCACGAACAAGGCCGCCACUGGCAAGAGGACCGACAUGUCGAUCAAGGAGCAGCGAGAGAGUUUGCCUGCGUACAAGAUGCGAAAGCAGUUCUUAGACGCUGUCAGGCAAUACCAGCUCAUGAUUGUGGUCGGCGAUACUGGUUCGGGUAAAACGACACAGCUUACGCAAUACUUGGCUGAAGACGGAUUCGGGAACAAUGGCAUGAUUGGCUGCACUCAACCUCGUCGAGUAGCAGCCAUGUCAGUCGCAGCUCGUGUGAGCGAUGAAGUCGGCUGCAGACUAGGCGAAGAAGUGGGAUACACGAUUCGAUUCGAGGACAAGACGUCUGAGAACACCAAGAUCAAGUACAUGACAGACGGUAUCAUGCAGCGUGAGAUCCUGCUUGAUCCGGAGCUCAACAAGUACAGUGUCAUCAUGCUGGACGAAGCUCACGAGCGUACGAUCGCUACCGAUGUGCUUUUUGGUCUGCUUAAGAAGACCUUAAAGAGGCGACCGGACAUGAAGCUAAUCGUUACUUCUGCGACUUUGGAUGCUGAGAAGUUCUCGACAUACUUCAACGAGUGUCCAAUCUUGACAAUUCCGGGCCGCACCUUCCCUGUCGAAAUCAUGUACAGCAGGGAGCCAGAAAGCGAUUACCUCGACGCCGCACUUACUACUGUCAUGCAGAUACACCUCACGGAGAAGCCUGGAGACAUCCUGCUCUUCUUGACAGGAAAAGAAGAGAUUGACACCAGCUGUGAGAUACUGUACGAGCGCAUGAAAGCGCUAGGUCCAUCUGUUCCUGAGCUGAUGAUAUUGCCCAUCUAUGGUGCACUUCCAUCUGAGAUUGCAAGUCGCAUCUUCGAGCCGGCGCCGGAUGGAAUGAGGAAGGUAGUCAUCGCUACCAACAUUGCCGAGACAAGUAUCACGAUUGACGGAAUUUACUUCGUGGUCGAUCCGGGCUUCGUGAAGCAAACUGCAUACGACGCUAAGCUUGGCAUGGACCGAUUGCAAGUCACACCCAUUUCCCAGGCGCAAGCCAAGCAACGUGCAGGACGUGCUGGCAGAACAGGUCCUGGCAAAUGCUUCAGGCUGUAUACUGAGACCGCAUUUCAGAGUGAGAUGUUGCCUACGACAAUACCAGAGAUCCAAAGGCAAAAUUUGUCCAACACAAUUCUGAUGCUGAAAGCCAUGGGCAUCAACGAUCUUCUUGGCUUCGACUUCAUGGACCCGCCUCCCACAAACACUAUGCUUACAGCCCUGGAAGAACUCUAUGCAUUAGGCGCUCUCGACGACGAAGGCCUUCUAACACGUCUCGGGCGCCGCAUGGCCGACUUCCCCAUGGAUCCCACCCUCGGCAAGUCCCUCAUCAUGUCCGUCGAACUCGGCUGCAGCGAAGAAAUGCUGUCCAUCGUCGCCAUGAUCUCCGCCGUGCAAACCGUCUUCCACCGGCCCAAAGAAAAGCAACAACAAGCCGACCAGAAAAAAGCGCGCUUCCACGACCCCGCCGGUGACCACCUCACCCUACUCAACGUCUACCAAGGCUGGAAGAACGCAGGUCGCAACGACGCCUGGUGUUUCGAAAACUUCAUCCAACCCCGCAGCAUCAAACGCGCCGAAGACGUCCGCAAACAACUCGUCCAAAUCCUCGAACGGCACCGCCUCACCAUCGUCUCCUGCGGUCGUGACACCACACGUGUACGACAGGCCCUCUGCUCCGGCUUCUUCCGCAACUCCGCUCGCAAAGAUCCGCAAGAGGGAUACAAGACUCUCGUCGAGCAAACUCCAGUAUACAUGCACCCUGCAUCAGCACUCUUCGGAAAAGCCGCCGAGCAUGUUAUAUAUCAUAGCUUGGUGGAGACGACGAGGGAGUAUAUGCAUAACGUUACGGCGAUUGAGCCCAAGUGGCUGGUCGAGGCGGCGCCGACGUUCUUCAAGGUUGCGGGUAAGGAUGGGAUGGGCAUGAGUCGACGGCAGAAGGCAGAGAGGAUUCAGCCGUUGCAUAAUAGGUUUGCUAAUGAGGAUGAUUGGAGGUUGAGUGCGCAGAAGAGGCAGGGGAGGGCGGGUGGUGGAACUUGGGGUUAG